Molecule: messenger RNA, 1273 nt
Organism: Austrofundulus limnaeus
Lineage: Eukaryota; Metazoa; Chordata; Actinopteri; Cyprinodontiformes; Rivulidae
Gene: pak2b
Product: p21 protein (Cdc42/Rac)-activated kinase 2b
Biological process (GO): protein phosphorylation
Molecular function (GO): ATP binding; protein serine/threonine kinase activity
Source: RefSeq, a predicted model, not a curated record
GUCCCUGUGCUGAUGUGAGGACCACCUGUGGACCUUCCUCCUGGUCCUCGCCCACUGUGACCCGCUGCCCGGCCAGCACCGUGAGGUUCUGAACCACCUCCCACCAUGUGUGAUAACGGAGACCCAGAGGACAAGCCCCCAGCCCCUCCCGUCAGGGUCACCAGCACCAUCUUUGGCACCGGCGUCAGCAAAGACUCGUUUUCAACCAACCACAGCUCCAAACCACUACCGUCUGUCCCCGAGGAGAGGAAACCUCGCAAAGGCUUUUCUAUCUUCUCAGUGGCUGAAAAAGGGGGUAGGAAGAAAGAUCGAGACAAAGAGCGACCAGAGAUAUCUCCACCUUCAGAUUUUGAACACACCAUACAUGUGGGCUUUGAUGCUGUAACAGGAGAGUUCACGGGUAUGCCAGAGCAAUGGGCUCGACUACUCCAGAAGUCAAACAUCACAAAGUCUGAGCAGAAGAAAAACCCCCAGGCUGUGCUUGAUGUUCUCAAGUUCUUCGACUCUACAGGCAACAGUCGACAGAAGUACCUCAGCUUCUCCUCCUCUGAAAAAGAUAAUUUCACUCCAGGACCUCAGUCCCCUGUUAAAAAAAGCCCUGAACCUUCGUCUCCCAACAUCAAAGACAUUGAUGACGACGAUGAUGAUGAAGCUCCUCCUCCUAUUGUGGCGCCGAGACCAGAACAUACAAAGAGUAUGUACACCCGUUCUGUUGUUGAGCCCAUCCCCGCUCCAAGCACGUGUCCCGAUGGUGACACUGCAUCCAAGAGCGCAGACAGACAGAGGAAGAAGAGCAAGAUGACGGACGAGGAGAUCAUGGACAGACUGAGAACCAUCGUCAGCAUCGGGGAUCCCAAGAAGAAGUACACACGAUAUGAAAAGAUCGGUCAGGGGGCCUCAGGAACAGUGUUUACAGCCAUAGACGUGGCCACAGGACAGGAGGUGGCCAUUAAACAGAUUAAUCUUCAGAAGCAGCCAAAAAAAGAGCUGAUCAUCAAUGAGAUUCUAGUCAUGAAGGAGCUGAAGAACCCCAACAUAGUGAACUUCUUAGACAGCUUCCUGAUGGGGGAGGAGCUGUUCGUGGUCAUGGAGUACCUGGCUGGAGGCUCGCUGACUGACGUGGUGACAGAGACCUGCAUGGACGAAGCUCAGAUAGCUGCUGUCUGCAGAGAGUGUUUACAGGCCCUGGACUUCCUCCAUGCUAACCAGGUCAUCCACAGGGACAUAAAGAGUGACAACGUGCUGCUGGGGAUGGACGGCUCAGUGAAGCUCA